Linderina pennispora is the source of this 2001-nucleotide messenger RNA. RefSeq lists its product as uncharacterized. Gene Ontology annotation, cellular component: U1 snRNP; U2-type prespliceosome. The record is from RefSeq and is a predicted model, not a curated record. Lineage: Eukaryota; Fungi; Kickxellomycota; Kickxellomycetes; Kickxellales; Kickxellaceae. Gene Ontology annotation, molecular function: protein binding; RNA binding. The transcript has a single exon. Gene Ontology annotation, biological process: mRNA cis splicing, via spliceosome. The coding region runs from base 70 to 1944 and encodes 624 amino acids.
ACGGAUUUCCACAGUUUCUUUUAUUCUCGCUUUUGUGUCAGAAUUUUGCUUUCAAUUUAUUCUCAAGGAAUGUCGGCGUGGACAGAGUACACAUCACCGGACGGUCGCGCGUACUACUACAACCGUGAGACGCGGGUGACGAGCUGGGAGAAGCCCGACGAGCUGAAGACGCCGCAGGAGCGUGCUUCGGUGUGGAAGGAGUACGCCAAAGACGGAAAGCCAUACUGGUACAACACCGCGACGAAGAAGUCGACCUGGACUCGGCCUGUUGAGUUGGUUCCAGCUUCCACAGCUCCAGCUCCAGCCCCAGCUCCGGCCCCGGUGCCCGUGCCAGUGCCCGUGCCAGUGCCCGUGUCAGUGCCAGCAUCGGUACCAGUGCCGGUACCGGCCGUUGUUCCAGCAUUGGCAACAGAACCAGUCAAGCCCGGACCUCAGUCGGCAGUGUCAAACAGUCAGCAACCAUAUCAGCCAAAGAAGACCAACCGUCUUGAAUUCCGAACGGCAGAGGAAGCUGAAAAGGCCUUUAUGGACAUGCUGCAUGCACACGGUGUUACUGGCAACUGGACGUGGCAGCAGACAGUGCGCACAGUGUCCAAGGACCCAAUGUAUCAUGCCUUGCGUUCUGCGCAGGAACGGCGGGAUGCGUUUGACCGGUAUAUUGACCGAACGCUGGAGAAGGAGCGCGAGGAGCGGCGCCAGAGACAAAAGAAGCAGCGCGAGGACUUCAACGCCAUGAUGAGCACGCUGGCGAUCUCCGAAUACACCCGAUUCAGCAAGGUGGCCAAGGUUGCAGCCAACCAUCCGGCGAUGCAAGCAGUGGAGCGCGAAUCGGAUCAAAUGCGGCUGUUUGACGAGUACAUGGAUGAGUACCGACACAAGCUUAAGGAAGAGCGGCGCAAGACCAAAACCAAGCAGAUGCAGGAGGUAGCGGAGUUCCUGUCACAGGUAACUAUCAGCACCAAAUGGGAGGAUAUGAAAAAGAAGCUUGUGGAAAGAUUCCAGGACUCGCUGAUGCCGGUUGUGCGCUCCGACGACCAGCGUGUGCCUCUGGAUACACUGCGUCUGCAGACCGAUGCGUCGGCGGUAGAUCCCGAGGCUGGCCUGACGAUGCUGGAUUUGAUUGAGGUGUUUGAGCGAGCCAUGUCCGAAGCCGAGCAGCGGGACAGCGAGCAGCGGCGACGUGAGAAAGAGGCUAUGUUCCGCGAAGAAAGAAUCCGCCGGGACCGAUUCCGUGAGCUUUUGCGCGAAAACAAGGCCAAGAUCACACCCGUAAUGACCUGGAAGGAGUUCUUCCCGUUGAUCCGGACGGACCCGCGCUACACCGAGAUGCUGGGCCAGAGUGGGUCGACGCCGCUGGAGCUGUUCUGGGACGAGGUCGAGCUGCUGAACGAGGACGUGUACCAUGACCGCAAGAAGCUGGAGGCCAUCAUGCGGGACCGCGGGUUCCGGGUGCUGAUUGACACGCCAUUGAGCGAGGUCGAGAAAUUCGCCCGCGACCACACAACAGUGGCCAUGGACAACCUCACAUACAUUCACGAGCAGCUGGUGCUAAAGGCAGUGCGCCGGAAGGAGGAAGAGGAGGAGCGCAACGAGCGGCACCGGCGCCGACUGCUGGACGACUUCAAGUAUGCACUAUACUACCUGGAUCCGCCCAUCAGCGCCGACACGACGUGGGAGGCUGUGCAAGCUAAGGUAUAUGCUCUGCCCGAGUUCAAGGACGUGGGCGACGAGAAGGCAUGUCGCGCUACGUUUGACCAGGUUGUCGAUCGCAUGAAGGAGAAGGUGCAGCAAAAGAAGCGCCGGCAGGAGUCGCUGGAGGCCGAGGCACGCAAGCGCUCGCGCAGUCCGGCGGUGGGCGGAUCAGCGACCGAAAGCCGCAGCACCAAGCCUAGGACCGAGGAGGAUUACUCGAGCGAACUCGAAGAGGGAGAGAUGCCUAUGUAAACCUGGUUUCCGAGUUAAUAGAGGGCUGAUAAUGAGCUUCCCAAUUGAACUAACAAA